AUUUGGAGUUGCACAAACCGGUCCAAGAAAUCACAUGUAGACCGUGCGAUCCUGCCAAGUACCUGAGGUUUGCAGUGUCUCGUUCUCCUUUCGUUCACUUCCACUUGCCGCCAACCACCUUUCUCUCCCCGGGAUCCGUUUUAACCAUACGAGAUCACUCUCACGCAAUACAAGAACAAGCUGAUCUGUGCAAGAGCACUUGAGCAACCUGCUUCCAGAACUCCUCUGAAUCGCGAGGCGUUAUGGGUCUGUUCCGUAUAACGCCCGCUAUAUGGGAGAAAGUUCAUCAUUAUGCGGCAUUUCCACAGACUCCAGUCUCACUCCAGCAGAUGGUGCUCUUUGGCCAGAACCCGUCGCAUGGGACUCUUUUACAAGCUAGUAGAUUCCUUUCUGAAGAAUUACCGGUCCGAUUGGCGCACCGCGUUAAGGAGCUUGAUGAGUUACCUCACAGCUUGAACGAGAUGCCAUCCAUCCAGAAGGUUAAGAACUGGUAUGCCAACUCGUUCGAGGAGCUCUCCACAUUUCCUCCAUAUGUACCCCCACCCGAACUUCGCGAGAUCUUAAACGCGUCCCCUGGAGCGCGCCAGACGGCCAAGAUGCUUCCAGAGUCUAUACCCAACCCCGCAUUAGACAAACUCCUCGGGUCGCAGGGAGCGCCCUCUUCGAAGGGCAACGGAAAUGGGAAUGGGAAUGGCCACAACUUCGGACACGGAGACAGAAGCAAAGCAAGGGUGCCUAUUGAGAAAAGGUACUAUCUCAAUGCACCUAUGGACGUCAAAUACCCACCUUCAGUCCUUGAAUACAAUUCCAACUUUACCAAGCUGCUCGAGAACAUAAAACGGAGACACGACCCAACAGUCACUACCGUUGCCCAAGGCAUCCUGGAAUGGAAACGAUCGAGAAAUGUGAUGAAUAUUGGAAUAGAUGUUCAGAAUUGGCUUGACCGAUUCUAUAUGAGUCGCAUUGGAAUCCGGUUCCUGAUGGGACAGCACAUUGCACUAAACACACUUCAGUCGCACGAGGAUUAUGUAGGGAUCAUCUGCGUUAAUUCCAAUGUCCACGAUAUUGCCCAGGAGGCAAUCGACAACGCUCGGUUCGUUUGCGAAGAGCAUUACGCUAUGUUCCGCGGUCCCCCUGUGCAAUUAAUCUGCCCAAAUAAGCUUACCUUUCCCUACGUCCCCGGGCAUUUAUCUCACAUUCUCUUCGAACUCCUGAAAAACUCCCUUCGUGCUGUCGUCGAGCGAUUUGGCGCUGAAGAAUCAAAUAUCCCACCCAUCAAGAUAAUCGUUGUAGAAGGCAAGGAAGAUAUUACUAUCAAGAUUAGUGAUGAAGGAGGGGGGAUCCCUCGGAGUGCAAUCCCCCUCAUUUGGACGUACAUGUAUACGACGAUGCAGAACCAAUCAUUGGACCAGGAUUUCCAAUCGAGCGAUUUCAAAGCGCCAAUGGCCGGGUUCGGGUAUGGUUUACCACUCUCGAGGCUGUAUGCACGCUACUUUGGGGGCGAUUUGCGCUUAAUCUCUAUGGAGGGGUAUGGGACGGACGUGUAUAUUCAUUUGAAUCGCCUUUCGAGCAGCAGGGAGCCUCUUCUUUAAUCCACUGUCAUUUCACAUUAUUUGUCGCCAUAUCUGUGCACAUAUCUCGUAGUAUUCUGCAUUUCUGCCAUAUCAUUGCCUCGGCUGCUUCUUCC
Messenger RNA from Cantharellus anzutake, 1687 nucleotides. Its product is annotated as alpha-ketoacid dehydrogenase kinase N-terminal domain-containing protein. Gene Ontology annotation, molecular function: pyruvate dehydrogenase (acetyl-transferring) kinase activity. The transcript has 9 exons. NCBI's taxonomy places the organism in Eukaryota, Fungi, Basidiomycota, Agaricomycetes, Cantharellales, Hydnaceae. The coding region runs from base 243 to 1592 and encodes 449 amino acids. Gene Ontology annotation, cellular component: mitochondrion. The record is from RefSeq and is a predicted model, not a curated record. Gene Ontology annotation, biological process: protein phosphorylation; regulation of glucose metabolic process.